Messenger RNA from Chanos chanos (milkfish), 2049 nucleotides. RefSeq names its product sushi domain containing 5 (gene susd5). The record is from RefSeq and is a predicted model, not a curated record. The transcript is spliced from 4 exons. Lineage: Eukaryota; Metazoa; Chordata; Actinopteri; Gonorynchiformes; Chanidae. Gene Ontology annotation, biological process: cell adhesion; Notch signaling pathway. The annotation marks the transcript as partial. Gene Ontology annotation, molecular function: hyaluronic acid binding.
GUAGGACGGGUGUUCCUCCUGGAGCUCCAGAGUGGUUCAGAGACGGGGUCAGAGGAGGAGUUUGAGGAGGCGAAGGAGUUGUGUGCUGCUCACGGUUCCCGUGUGGCGUCGGGGGUGGAGCUGCGGCAUGCUGCGGUAGAGUGUUCCUUCUCUGUCUGUGCCCGUGGAUGGCUGGACGGCCACAGAAUUGGGACCACAGUGUGCAGAGACGUAGCAGGAAGUUUAAGGGCAGUGGAUGUGCAGGUUCAAAAUGUUACUGAGGAUGCGGGAAGACUGGGCGUGUUCUGCGUGAAAGACAGGGGUGCUCCAUGUGGGGCUCCGCCCUCAUUUCCUCAUACACGUCUGCAGGGCCAAACAGGACUGGAGCUUGGAGAUGAGCUCCUAUACACCUGUAACCCAGGAUACACUUUACCCAAUGGGGAGACUGCCUUCAGCCUGCUGUGUGACAGCUGUGGAGAGUGGUAUGGUAUGGUCCAGCUGUGUGUCAAAGCUGAUGCUGAGGCUCACGUUGACUAUGAAGACAAGUUUGCGGAUGAACACCAUGUAUACGAUGACCUGGGGGAAGAGAGUCAUGCUGGCGUCCUGCCAGCAGGGGGCGACGUGGAGGGUCACGAGGAGGAAGAGGAGGAGGAUUCUGCAGCAGGGCAGGUGGUUGGCGGUCAGGAAGAGGAAGAUAAUGAGGAAGGAGACUCGACAGUGUCGGUGACAGAGGCUCCAGUGUCCCAGCUCAGUCAGAAACAUCUUUUCUGGUUUCCGUCCGAAGCCUUCCAGGAGGAGGAGCAUCCACACGUCACAGUCACGCCCAUAAAAGACCCCACCCAAGACCAGAACUACAUAACAGCCAAAACCUCCGAUAGCCAAUCAGAACCCAAAGGAACCACAGAGGAUUAUGGUGAUGUUAAAGUUGAUGACUCUCAAACUGAGGAUCAUGUCAAACACAGUGUCAGCAGCACAGAGGAGUCCUGGUUGGACGGAUAUCCUGUCAGUCCAGAGGAGGAUAAAGCAGGGGGUGGGUCUACAGUAGAGGCAGGACCAGAGCAAGAGGUUGAGUUUGAAAAUGUGACACAAGACCACAAGGAAGAAGAGUUUGGUGAAGUGACUGGAAGUCCAGAUGAGGAGGAGCCUGAUGCAGUGACUGACAGCCCAGUGGGGGAGGGGCUUGAUGCGGUGAUGCACAGGCCAGUGGGGGAGGAAUCUGAUACAGUGACGGACAGCCCGGUGGGGGAGGAGCUCGAUGGAGCGACAGACAGCCCAGUGGGGGAGGGGCUUGAGGAGGUGACGGACAGUCCAGUUACCGACCGGUCUAAGGAGAUGGACUUUGAAAUCGUUCGUCACAGGCCUGAAGAUGAGGUGGAGGAGGAGGACUUUGAAGGAGUCACGGGCAGCCCCGAGUCUGUGACUGACAGCCCAGCGGGAGUAAAGAUUGGAGGGGUGAUAGAGAGGGCAAAUGGUCUUGAGGCGAGUCCAUCCCCUGACUUUGGUUUUACUCAGAUUACGGCCGGUCCAGACGAGCACGCACUGAAAGAAAGGCCGGCGGAACAUACCCCAGGCUCUGCCCCUGAAAACGUCAGCACCAGUCACGAGGGAGUCGGGCCCGAUCUCUUUACCACACCCUCAGGGAUGGAGCCCUCAGAGGCCACACCCACCUCCACGCUAGAGGUCAUUAGCAACGUGGCCACACCCACAACCACAGUCUCCUGGGGAACCAAAGAUCAAGGUCACUUCUUCGACCACACCCCUUAUCCAGAACUAGACGACGCAGAAGUCACAGUUUCAUCCCAUGAGGAGAAAAGCCCGACAGGAGGCUCUCCGGACGACAGCCUGACGGAACACAGGGGAGCAGGGAGCGAUGCUUGUGAGGAUGACGAGUGCCCGUCCUCCCACAACGGGCCUGUGAUUGCCAUGGUGAUAGUAGGCAUAGUGGCAGCCCUGGUGGCUGUGGCAUUAGGGGUGUGGUGUUACAGAAGGAGACAGCAGAAGAGCUCUCACUACCAGCUAAACGGAACUAACCGUCAAACACAGUGCAUCGAAAUGCAGCAGACUGUCUAA